Molecule: messenger RNA, 271 nt
Organism: Acaulospora colombiana
Lineage: Eukaryota; Fungi; Glomeromycota; Glomeromycetes; Diversisporales; Acaulosporaceae
Source: the annotation of a GenBank genome assembly
UAUCAAAAGUGAAGAAAGUAUAAAGAGUGUUGAAAGUAAAGAAAGUGUGGAGAGUGUCGAAAGUGAAGAAAGUGUAGAGAAUUUCGAAAGUGAAGAGAAUAUCGAAAGUGAAGAGAGUGUCAAAAGUGAAGAAAGUGUAGAGAGUGUUAAAAGUGAAGAAAGUGUAGAGAGUGUUGAAAGUGAAGAAAGUGUAGAGAGUGUCGAAAGUGAAGAAAGUGUAGAAAGUGUCGAAAGUGAAGAAAGUGUAGAGAGUGUUGAAAGUAAAGUGUAA